GAAAAUCACUCCCGACGCUAGAUGCAUUCAACGUGGAAAGGGACUUUGCUCCUUCUUGUCGUGGUUUUGAUAACGCAAGAUUGCUUCUCCUCCAAAGGGGAGGACAGACUCUUCCGACGGCUGUUCCGGAGGUACAACCAGUUCAUCCGGCCUGUGGAGAAUGUGUCCGACCCUGUGACGGUGGAGUUUGAGGUCUCCAUAUCCCAGCUGGUCAAAGUGGACGAAGUCAACCAGAUCAUGGAGACCAACCUCUGGCUCAGACACAUCUGGAAUGACUACAAGCUGAGGUGGGCUCCAACAGAGUUUGACGGAAUUGAGUUCAUCCGCGUUCCAUCGAAUAAGAUAUGGAGGCCUGACAUUGUGCUGUAUAACAAUGCUGUGGGGGACUUUUUGGUAGAGGAUAAAACCAAAGCACUGCUGAAGUUUGAUGGCACGGUGACCUGGGUCCCCCCAGCCAUUUUUAAAAGCUCUUGCCCCAUGGACAUCACUUACUUCCCAUUCGACUACCAGAACUGCUCCAUGAAGUUCGGCUCCUGGACAUACGACAAGGCCAAGAUUGACCUGGUGCUGAUCGGGUCCAAGGUCAACCUCAAGGACUUCUGGGAGAGCGGGGAGUGGGAGAUCAUCGACGCCCCGGGCUACAAACAUGACAUCAAGUACAACUGCUGUGAGGAGAUCUACACGGACAUCACCUACUCCUUCUACAUCCGCCGCCUCCCGCUCUUCUACACCAUCAACCUCAUCAUCCCCUGCCUGCUCAUCUCCUUCCUGACCGUGCUGGUCUUCUACCUGCCCUCAGACUGCGGAGAGAAGGUCACCCUCUGCAUCUCGGUGCUGCUCUCCCUCACCGUGUUCCUGCUGGUCAUCACCGAGACCAUCCCGUCCACCUCGCUGGUCAUCCCGCUGAUCGGCGAGUACCUGCUCUUCACCAUGAUCUUCGUCACGCUCUCCAUCGUCAUCACCGUCUUCGUGCUCAACGUGCACUACCGCACGCCCAUGACGCACACCAUGCCGGGCUGGGUGCGCUCCGUCUUCCUCCGGGUCCUGCCUCGCAUUAUGCUAAUGCGCCGGCCUCUGGACCAACAGGAGCCUGCCAAGGGUUCCGGGGGCGGGGCCGGGAAGAAGAGGCGGAACAGCGCCUCCCUGCAGGGCGCUGUGAACUGCCUGGAGUACGGGGAGAGCAAGAUGACCAUGGAGCCCAAGAAGUGCCCCUGCCAGCACGGCAAGGAGGGCCCCGAGGCCCCGGACUCCAGCAAGCUGGGCCGGCAGCUGAGCCCCCAGCCCAUCAACACAGUGGUGGCCUUCUCCGUGGUGUCGCCCGAGAUCAAGCAGGCCAUCGAGAGCGUCAAGUACAUCGCGGAGAACAUGCGGAGCCGCAACAAAGCCAAAGAGGUGGAGGAUGACUGGAAGUAUGUGGCAAUGGUCAUUGACAGGAUCUUCCUUUGGGUGUUUGUGCUGGUCUGUUUACUGGGAACAUUGGGCCUGUUUCUCCAGCCACUCAUUGGCUUCUUCACAUAGUCCUCCCACAUGUCCUGGUGUCUCCAUAGCUGUAGCUGUACAGUGCUAUCACAUACACACACAAGUGUACGCGUCUUUGAUUGCAAAGCGACUAUAUGUGUGCUGAAAAAAAGAAAUUUCCCAUAGCAAAUGUUCCCGAGGAUAACUGGAUAUUCAUUUAUCCCGGCAAGUAUUGGUUUCAA
Molecule: messenger RNA, 1700 nt
Organism: Megalops cyprinoides (Indo-Pacific tarpon)
Lineage: Eukaryota; Metazoa; Chordata; Actinopteri; Elopiformes; Megalopidae
Gene: chrna6
Product: cholinergic receptor, nicotinic, alpha 6
Exons: 6
Coding region: 22-1518 (498 amino acids)
Biological process (GO): regulation of membrane potential; monoatomic ion transmembrane transport; signal transduction
Cellular component (GO): postsynaptic membrane; neuron projection; synapse
Molecular function (GO): transmembrane signaling receptor activity; acetylcholine-gated monoatomic cation-selective channel activity
Source: RefSeq, a predicted model, not a curated record